AUGCUCGGACACGCGCUCGCCGGCGCUGCCCUCCUGGGCCUCGCCUCGUCCAACCCCAUCGUCGCACAAGCAGGACAACGCGUCGCGAUCCCGAACUGGGACCUGCAACCCGCAAGCGGCGUUCAUGGAUCGCUGGACACAGUGUCGAAGCCGGGCCACGACACUUCAUCAUGGCACCACAUCCCGCUCCCGAGAUGCACAAUCCUAGGCUGCCUCCUCGGCGCGGGCGUGUACAAGGACUCGGAGAUUUGGUUCUCCGACAACAUGAACAAGUUCGACUGGGGUCAAUUCCUGCAGCCGUGGGUGUACCGCAACGAGUUCGCGCUCGCUGGCAAGGCCGGCAAGGGGCAGCACUACUUCCUCGAGACCAAUGGCAUCAGCUCGCGCGCCGAUCUGUACCUCAACGGCAAGAAGAUUGCGGACAAGGCGGCACAGGCGGGUAGCUUUGGUGGACACACGUACGACGUCACCUCGCUCGUCGGAGAGAAGAACGCCCUUGCCGUCAAUGUCUAUCCGUCCGACUUCAACUACGAUCUCGUGCAGGGAUUUGUUGAUUGGAACCCGCACGCACCGGACAAUGGCUCGGGCAUCUGGCGCGACAUCGUCGUCAAACAGACGGGUUCCGUGACGAUGGGCCCCGUGAGUGUAUCGGUCGACAUGGACGUACCCGUCGAAAAGAGUCGCGCCACGGUUACCGUCCGUGCGACGGCGCGCAACUUGGAGGACCACGAUGUCAAGUUCGUGGCGCGAUCUGUCGUCAAGGACCCCAAGGGUUGCAAGGCGCUCACCGAGGACAAGACCAUAACACUGCGCGCAGGCGAGACGCAGACGGUUGCGAUUGUGCACCGCAUCGGCAAGCCCCAGAUCUGGUGGCCCAAGACAUGGGGUGCCCAGCCCCUGUACACUUCGGCGCUCACGUUCACCGUUGACUCGAAGCUGUCUGACACCUCGAGCCAGCGCUUCGGUGUGAGGACCGUGACUUCGCGCCUCAACUCGUACAACGACACCAUGUUUUCUGUCAACGGGCACCCGUUCCAGGUCGUCGGCGGUGGCUACUCGCCCGACCACUUCUUCCGAUGGGACGACAAUGGCAAGCGCUGGGAGGACAUUGUGCGAUACUCGCUGGACAUGGGCCUCAACACCAUCCGCCUCGAGGGUAUGAUGGAACACCCCCAGCUGUACGAAAUCGCCGAUGAGAUGGGCAUGAUGAUUAUUGCGGGCUGGGUGUGCUGCUCGAAGUGGGAGAGCUGGGAGUACAACCAUGAGCUGCAGAUUGAUCCUGUGCCGCUCUGGACCGACAACGACUACGACACGGCCAACGCGAGCAUGCGACACGAGGCGUCUAUGCUGCAGCCUCACCCGAGCAUGCUCGCCUAUUUCGUCGGUAGCGAUUUCUGGCCAAAUGACCGUGCCGUAAAAAUCUACGUCGAUGCGUUGAAAGGUGCCAGCUGGGAGGUGCCGAUUAUCGCCUCUGCCAGCAAGAGAGGUUUCCCGGCGCUUCUCGGCCCCGGCGGCAUGAAGAUGGAUGGCCCUUACGACUGGGUGCCUCCGAACUACUGGUAUGAUACGGAGCCGUCCGAGGACCGGCUAGGCGCUGCAUUUGGCUUUGGGUCCGAGCUGGGCGCCGGCGUGGGCACCCCGGAGAAGGGUAGCCUCGUGCAGUUCCUCACUAAGAGCGAGAUGGAAGAUCUCUGGACCAAGCCGAACAAGAACAUGUUCCACAUGUCGACAAACAUGUCCUCGUUUUACAACCGUAAGAUCUAUAACGAGGGUCUCUUUCAACGCCUCGGCAAGCCCACCUCGCUCGACGACUAUCUCCUCAAGGCGCAGAUCAUGGACUUUGAGGCAACGCGCGCACAGCACGAGGGCUAUGCCUCGCAGUGGAACGCCAAGCGGCCCGCCACCGGCACCAUCUACUGGAUGCUCAACAACGCGUGGCCCAGCCUGCACUGGAACCAGUUCGACCACUACAUGCACCCGGCGGGCUCCUACUUCGGCACCAAGGUCGGCGCGCGGCUCGAUCAUGCCGCGUACGACUACGUCCGCCAGAGCGUGUGGGUGAUUAACCGCUCGCUCGCCAAGGACGGAGCGCGCACCGUCGACGCCGAGCUCAUGGGCCUGGACGGCAAGGUCCUCGACAAGCAGACGCUGCGCAUCAACAGCAAGGCCAACACGGCUGCCAGCGCGGGUAAGCUCAAAGGCGUGAGCAAGAUCAAGGGCGUUGCGUUCCUCCGCCUUGUGCUCAAGGACGGGGCGGGCAAGACGCUGAGCCGCAACGUGUACUGGCUCGCCAACGCGGGCGGCGUGGACCAGCUGAACUGGCCCAACUCGACGUGGUAUCACACCCCCGUGAGCAAGUUUGCUGACUUUUCGUCGCUGUUCUCGAUGAAAGCCGCGCAGGUGUCGCUCACCAAGGGCAAGGCGGGCGGGGACGGCUCGCACGGGCUCGUCCUGGAGAACAAGGCGCGCGUGCCGGCUUUCUUCGUGCGAUUGAACCUCGUUGACGCGAAGGGCGCGGACGUUAAUCCCGUUGUCUGGUCGGAUAACUAUGUGACGCUGUGGCCGGGCGAGAAGAUGGAGCUGGACGUCAGCUUUAGAGGGCCGGGAGCCAAGGUGCAGGUUAGCGGCGGCAACGUCAAGGCCGCAGAGGUUUCGUUGUAG
Molecule: messenger RNA, 2661 nt
Organism: Purpureocillium lilacinum
Lineage: Eukaryota; Fungi; Ascomycota; Sordariomycetes; Hypocreales; Ophiocordycipitaceae
Biological process (GO): carbohydrate metabolic process
Molecular function (GO): hydrolase activity, hydrolyzing O-glycosyl compounds
Source: RefSeq, a predicted model, not a curated record